CUCGCUCUUAUUCCGUCCUUCUCUCUCAUUCCCCCCUCGCUUUCAUUCCCUCCUUGCUUUCAUUCCCUCCUGCUGUCUCUCAUUACCUGAUACUGGAGUUGUGAGACCAGUUUAUUAGCCCUAUCCAGGAAUUUAUCUCAAUUUAGGUUCUUAAAGACUAAAGAGUUUCUGUGAGACUAACAGCAGCGAUGAACCAGAAGAUUGUCCUCAUCACAGGUUGCUCCUCAGGCAUCGGCCUGGCCCUGGCUGUACGCAUCGCCAAGGAUGAAAAGAAGAGGUUCAUGGUGUAUGCCACGAUGAGGAACCUGGGUAAGGCAGAGGCCCUUGUGGAGGCAGCAGGCAGGACUCUGGGCAGGACCCUGGUGAUUAAACAACUGGAUGUUUGCAAUGAAGACUCCAUCAAGGCCUGUGUGGCCAGCCUGUCUGACGGCAAGAUAGACAUACUCAUCAGCAAUGCUGGGAUGGGUCUGAUAGGCCCCAUAGAGUGUCAGUCUAUGGAGGAGAUGAAGGCUGUCAUGGAUACCAACUUCUUUGGUCUAGUGAGACUCCUCAAAGAGAUCCUGCCAGACAUGAAGAAAAGGAAGAGCGGCCAUAUUGUUGUGAUCAGCAGUGUCAUGGGCAUACAGGGUAUAUUAUUCAACGAUAUCUACGCGGCAUCCAAGUUUGCUGUGGAGGGGUUCUGUGAAAGCUUGGCCGUCCAAGCCCUGAGGUUUAAUCUGAAUAUAAGUCUGAUUGAGCCAGGCCCUGUGGUGACGGAGUUUGAGCGUAAGGUCUAUGAGGAGGGCAUGAAGGCAGACCUCUCCAAAGCUGACAAAGUGACAGCAGAUAUGUUUACCAACAUCUAUCUGAAGAACUUCAAGCAGAUCUAUGAAAGCCUUGGACAGACACCUGAGGACAUAGCAGAGCACACACACAAGAUCAUCACCAUGGACAACCCUCCAUUCCGGCACCAGACCAACACCCUGUACACCCCCAUGACCACCCUGAAGUAUGCUGACCCAAACGGAGACCUUCCCAUUGACACCUUCUACAAGAUGGUGUUUGAGCACGACAAGGUCUUCAAUGCCAGCCUCAACUUCCUCAAGCUGCUACGCUGGAGGAGCCGCAAGAACUUCACUAUGGAUAAGGACAAGAGCAAUUCUUAGGAUGUGUCCCAAAAGGCACCAUAUUCCCUAGUGCACUACUUUUGACAAGAGCCCUAUGGGAAUAGUUGUAGGGUUCCUCUGGCUCCAUCGAGGGGGAGAGGUCUCUUCACCGCUUCAUCCAUUGCCAUUCCUUCAUCCAAAUUCCUUGGCUAAAGACUCUACUUCGUAUCCUAGUGUGAUGUACUGUGUUAAAAACGUUUUCAUAUUGUUUUCUGUCUGUCUGAAAAUGUAUUGAAAUAUGCUCAACCCUUACACAAAAUAUUCAAGAAAACUAGUUAUGAAAACUCUGAGUAGAAUAGGAAUUAAUAGGGGGGAAAUUGAAGCAAGCACUAUUAAUAUCCUAUCAGAUGCUUCACAGACAUACUGUACAUUACUGUGCAGAGCAGAUAGACCACACACUUCCACAUCCAAAAAAUAUACCCUUAACUCACUCCCAAGCUCUGUAAAGCCUUCACAUAUCCCAUUUUAUGCACGAAAUACAAAGGACAGUGGCAAAGUCAUUAUACACAACAUUUUGUGAUCACAUUUACAAAUUAAUUCACUUUUUUAUUAUAAAUUAGAAACCAACAUAGUAA
Molecule: messenger RNA, 1720 nt
Organism: Coregonus clupeaformis (lake whitefish)
Lineage: Eukaryota; Metazoa; Chordata; Actinopteri; Salmoniformes; Salmonidae
Exons: 6
Coding region: 189-1145 (318 amino acids)
Biological process (GO): estrogen biosynthetic process
Cellular component (GO): cytoplasm
Molecular function (GO): estradiol 17-beta-dehydrogenase [NAD(P)+] activity
Source: RefSeq, a predicted model, not a curated record